AAGGGAAAAGGUGAAAGUUGAAGGGUAUGCGGCUUGUCAACAUGGCAUCCAUGAGCGUUAAACAUGGGCUGCUCUCCACCAAAUCCUCCCUUCAUAAUAAGAUAUUACCAUAUUUUAUUUGCAUACAAAGACCGACAGAAGUGAAGUGUUUGAGAGCAUCAACAAACUCAAGUAAUCAACACAACGAAAAAUACUGCAUUGAUCUUGUAAGACCCGGGAACAUUGGCUGUGUAACAAAGAUAUGAACACCUUACAAGAGUUAAGUGUAAACACAUGUGUAACCUCUCUUAUGUAACAUUUUAACUAUGAUUCAUUCCAUGGUCCUGAGGUUCAGUGGUCCGUUUAUUCAGCUGUCCUAUUAUUUGUUAGGUCGCGGGACUAUGACGGAUUUCUGUCUGCACUACUCUUACCUGAAGCCGCGCGCCGAUCCGCCUUGGCCCUGAGGGCUUUUAAUGUAGAACUGGCACAGGCAGGUGAAGGAUUCAGUUUCUCAGAAAACUAUUGGUUUAAUGCGUAUGCAAUUCUGGAGAACAGCAGUGGAAGAAAUAUACAGGGAUGACCCCCCACUCCAACCGAUUAGCACUGAACUAUGGAAGGCUGCCCGUACACAUACGCUGACCAAAAGGUGGUUGUUGAGAAUCAUAUCUGAAAGAGAGAAAGACCUAGAAGACAGGGCUUACAGGAACCUUCAAGAGCUGGAGGCUUACUCUGAGAACACCCAGUCCUCACUGCUUUACCUUCUACUGGAGACCAUAGGGAUAAAAGAUGUACAUGCGGACCAUGCAGCCAGCCACAUUGGCAAGGCACAUGGCAUCGUCACGUGCCUGAGAGCGACACCAUACAACAGCCGCCGGAGAAGGGUCUACCUCCCUAUGGACAUCUGCAUGCUACACGGAGUAUCUCAAGAAGACUUCAUCCGCGGGAGCCGGGAGCAGAAUGUCAGGGAUGUGGUUUAUGACAUCGCCAGUCAAGCUCAUGUGCAUCUACAGCAUGCCAGAUCAUUCAGCAAGAGUGUUCCAGCUGCUGCCUCGGCCGCCUUCCUGCAAACUGUUGUUCUGGAGGACUACCUGCAGCGAGUGAGGAAGGUCGACUUUGACGUGUUCCACCCCAGUCUACAGAAGCGCAACCCCCUGCUUCCCUUACAGCUGUAUUUCAGGUCGUGGAAAGAGACGUACUGAUGUUAAACACAGGCUAUUUUUUUAUAGCAGAUAUUAAAGAAUUCACUCAGUUCAGAUGAAGUCAUAUCAUGGCACUGAUUCAGUGAGCAUAUACUGAAAUAAAUCAUAUUGACCA
Molecule: messenger RNA, 1293 nt
Organism: Alosa sapidissima (American shad)
Lineage: Eukaryota; Metazoa; Chordata; Actinopteri; Clupeiformes; Clupeidae
Gene: ndufaf6
Product: NADH:ubiquinone oxidoreductase complex assembly factor 6
Exons: 9
Coding region: 510-1178 (222 amino acids)
Biological process (GO): biosynthetic process; mitochondrial respiratory chain complex I assembly
Cellular component (GO): mitochondrion
Source: RefSeq, a predicted model, not a curated record